AGUUGUCCCAGAUUUUUGUAUAUGAACUACAGUAAGAACCAUGGCUUCUGUUCUAACAUUCACAACCAUUUCUGUCCUAGUUCAGGGGUGCUCUGCAUUCAUAUUGGAUGAUGUGUAUCUCCCCCAGUAUAAAAAGUAUGGAAGAAGUCUCUUGCUGGUUGGCGGGAAUCUGGCCGAAAAUAACAGCCAAAUAUACAAUACCAUCAUCGAGAUGUCUGGAGGAAGGGGCGUGGCCAAAAUCGGAAUUAUUAACGCCGCCAGCUUAGAUCCAUUGGGAGGAUACCAGUACUAUAAGGACUUACUUCUCAGAUAUGGCGCCCUGGAGGCCAAUAGAAUCCCAAUUGACAUCAAUCACACCUCUGCAAGCUCAGAUCCUAAUGUCGUCUCGCUCAUACGACAGCAGACAGGGUUCUUUUUUGGUGGAGGGGAUCAACAACGAAUAAUCAACACAUUGUACAACCCAACCCAAUCCGGGCGUUUGGAGUCUCCAGCCCUGGCUGCUCUCAGAGAACGCUUCAAUAUCGGGGCUGUGAUAGCAGGUACUAGCGCCGGUACAGAGUGUCAGCCAAGCACAAUCAUGGUUAACAGUGGGGAGAGUUAUGAGGCCUUGAGGUACGGGGUACACACAACCUAUUCAGACACACACCCUCACAAUCUGGUCUAUAAUUCUAGCGGCGGAUUAGGAUUCCUCGAUGGAUUCCUCAUUGAUGCUCAUUUCAGUGAACGUGGAAGAGAGGGACGACUGACUGUGCUUCUAGACGAGACUCGUCGAAAUUACCACAUCUCGCGAGGAUUUGGUGUAGACGAGAAUACAGCGUUAAUUGUCACACAUGCCGAGUCUGAUGCUAUCACAGGAAAGGUCAUUGGACAGCAUGGUGUGGUAUUUAUAGACGUAUCUAACGCCCAUCACGAUCCCACUAGCACCUACUACUCCAUCAGCAAUGUCCUGUUUCACUACCUCACGGACGGAGAUGAGAUAGGACUCAGGGAUCUCAACAUUACUUUUUCUCCAAGAAAAACGCCAAUGAGAGGACACGAGAAUUACUAUCAUGCACUUACAUCUACCGAUAUAUUUUACGGAAAACAUCUAGGCAGUGUACUGAAGCCCGCAUUUACUAGAGCAGCCACGAGUGUGUUCGAUUCUCGUCUUGACACCAGGACAUACGGCGAUACUUACGAAUCAAAUCCGACAUUUCGCGUUACAAUGACUCGGACAUCUUACUCUGUAGGAUAUGUAGAAAGGAAAGCUACUUUCCACACCGAUAUAACAUCUUACGAAAAUUUGGUGAUUGACAUUGCUGAACGAAAAUGAUAAAAAGACUGAAAAUGUUGAAAGAAAUAGCCAUUUGGAGAUGCUGUAAUUUUUUCACGUUCAUGUCAUUUAGAAGCAUUUUUCUAGAUAGAUAGGGAAUAUCAUGUUCGGAAAGAGUAUUCAAUUUCAAGUAAUUUAGAUAAGAUUUUAUGAGUUUUGAGUUGAAUACAUGUUUUUACCCAUCUCACCUGCAAUUCCGCCUUUGUGGUUUCAGAUGUUUUGCUGACAGUCAUAUAAUGGAUUGCCAGUAACAUUUUCCCCAAGUAUACCAUAUUUCUUCAAGACAUAUUACAAUGUACGUUUCAUGCUUGUGUAGCCAGUAUUCGAGUGGAUUUAACAUAUUAUACCUUAUCAUGAU
Ostrea edulis (European flat oyster) is the source of this 1670-nucleotide messenger RNA. RefSeq names its product cyanophycinase-like. The record is from RefSeq and is a predicted model, not a curated record. The transcript is spliced from 6 exons. Lineage: Eukaryota; Metazoa; Mollusca; Bivalvia; Ostreida; Ostreidae. Gene Ontology annotation, biological process: proteolysis. Gene Ontology annotation, molecular function: serine-type peptidase activity. Bases 41 to 1312 code for a protein of 423 amino acids.